Octodon degus (degu) is the source of this 11006-nucleotide messenger RNA. It is a transcript of the gene Szt2, whose product is annotated as SZT2, KICSTOR complex subunit. The transcript is spliced from 72 exons. The record is from RefSeq and is a predicted model, not a curated record. The coding region runs from base 51 to 10325 and encodes 3424 amino acids. Lineage: Eukaryota; Metazoa; Chordata; Mammalia; Rodentia; Octodontidae. Gene Ontology annotation, cellular component: peroxisome.
UCAGGCGUGGAACUACCUCCUCUGCCCGGCCGGCGCGGGAGGGCUGUGUGAUGGCCUCGGAGCGCCCGGAGCCGGAGGUGGAAGAAGCUGGGCAGGUGUUCCUGUUAAUGAAAAAGGACUAUCGAAUCUCCCGAAAUGUUCGCCUGGCCUGGUUCCUCAAUCACCUGCAUCAAACUGUGCAGGCCACACCUCAGGAGCUACUGCUUCAGUCUGAGCAGGAGUUGGAAGUCCUCAGCGUCCUCCCUCCUGGGUGGCAGCCAGAUGAACCAGUGGUACCGAGGCCAUUCCUCCUCGUACCUUCCACACGGGUCACCUUCCUGGCUUGGCAGUAUCGAUUUGUCAUUGAGCUUGACCUUAGUCCAUCUACUAGCAUUGUGGAUGAUUCCACAGGGGAGAUCUUGUUUGAUGAAGUUUUCCAUGCGCUGUCCCGCUGCCUAGGUGGGCUACUUCGGCCUUUCCGAGUGCCUGGAUCUUGCAUCGACUUCCAGCCCGAGAUCUACGUGACAAUCCAGGCCUACUCCUCCAUUAUUGGCCUCCAGUCUCAUCAGGUGCUGGUACAAGGCUGCCUUUUGGAACCUUCUCAGCGUGAGGCAUUUCUGCAGCAGGUAUAUGAGCAGCUCUGCCUCUUUGAGGAUAAAGUGGCCACUAUGCUGCAGCAGCAGUACGAUCCCCAGAGCCAGGCAGAAGACCAGUUGCCAGACUCAGGAGAGCCCCUGGGCCGGAAGGUGGGAGUCUCCAUGGUGACAGCUGAUCUUGGGUUGGUCAGUAUGAUUCGUCAGGGCAUCUUGGCGCUGCAAUUACUGCCCUCAAACUCUAGUGCAGGUGUCAUUGUGAUCACAGAUGGGGUGACCAGUGUUCCUGAUGUUGCUGUCUGUGAGACACUACUGAACCAGCUUCGCAGUGGUACUGUGGCUUGUUCCUUUGUGCAGGUGGGAGGCGUUUACUCUUAUGACUGCAGUUUUGGCCACGUACCCAAUGUGGAACUGAUGAAGUUUAUCGCAAUGGCGACAUUUGGCUCCUACCUAUCCACUUGUCCUGAGCCUGAGCCAGGCAGCCUGGGUCUGACCGUGUACCACCGGGCCUUUCUGCUCUACUCCUUCCUGCGCAGUGGGGAAGCGCUGAACCCUGAGUAUUACUGUGGCUCCCAGCAUCGCCUGUUUAAUGAGCACCUGGUCUCUGCAAGCAGCAACCCUGCCUUAGCCUUGCGCCGAAAGAAGCACACUGAGAAGGAGGUGCCAGCUGACUUAGUCAGCACUGUGUCUGUUCGGCUGAGAGAGGGCUAUAGUAUCCGAGAGGUCACGCUGGCAAAAGGAGGGUCCCAGCUGGAGGUGAAGCUGGUGCUGCUGUGGAAACACAACAUGCGCAUUGAAUAUGUGGCUGUGGCUCCCUGGCCCUUGGAGCCCGAGGGCCCUCGAGGGACACGGGUGGAAGUGACAAUGGAAGGUGGUUAUGACAUUUUGCAUGAUGUGUCUUGUGCACUGAGGCAACCCAUCCGCUCCUUGUAUCGUACUCAUGUUAUCCGCCGCUUUUGGAACACACUACAGAGCAUUAACCAGACUGACCAGAUGUUAGCCCACCUUCAGUCAUUCUCCUCGGUGCCAGAGCAUUUCACGCUUCCGGACAGCACCAAGAGUGGCGUGCCACUCUUCUACAUCCCCCCUGGAUCCACCACCCCAGUACUCUCUCUUCAGCACAGUGGUUCUGACUCGUGCCAUGCCCAGUUUGCUGCCUACUGGAAGCCAGUGCUGUCCAUGGAUGCCAAUUCAUGGCAGCGUUGGCUGCAUAUGCAUCGCCUGGUGCUAAUCCUGGAGCAUGAUGUACCCAUCCCCAAGCACUUGCACACCCCAGGCAGCAACGGACGCUACAGCACUAUCCAGUGCAGGAUCUCACACUCCUCGCUGACCUCUCUGCUUCGGGAUUGGAGCAGCUUUGUGUUGGUUGAGGGCUUUUCUUACGUCAAACUGCUCUCCAGUGCCCCAGACCAGCCCCCCUCCUCCUUCUACAUGGUCCGCAUCAUUUCCAAGGCCCCAUGCAUGGUGCUUCGCCUGGGUUUUCCUAUUGGCACACCAGCACAGGCCCGACACAAGAUUGUAUCAGACUUGCAAGAGGAGAUCCUGCGCCUUCGUUUCCCCCACCGAGUACAAAGCAAGGAGCCAACACCCAAGGUGAAACGAAAAGGUCUCGGGGGCGUUGGUGGAGGCAGUUCUCCCUCAAAGUCACCCCCCAUGCUGGGGCCACAGCAGGCUCUGUCUGACCGGCCCUGCCUUGUCGUGCUCCAUAAGCCACUGGACAAGCUCCUCAUCAGGUAUGAGAAGCUACCCCUGGACUACCGGGCACCGUUCUUGCUGACACUGGACCCCCCAGGGCCGCUGCCGUUGGUGUCAGGCCGCUCAGCUUCUUCUAGCCUAGCAUCACUGUCACGCUACCUCUACCAUCAACGCUGGCUCUGGAGUGUUCCAUCAGGCCUGGCUCCUGCACUACCUCUCAGUGCCAUUGCCCAGCUCCUCUCUGUCCUCACUGAAGUCCGACUCUCUGAAGGGUUUCACUUCGCCUGCAGUGGGGAAGGAAUCAUCAACAUGGUCCUGGAACUUCCAAUUCAGAAUGAGCCACUGGGGCAGGCUGGGGCUGAGGAGAAGCACACAUGUGUGAUCCAGUACAUCCUCUUCCCCCCACACUCUACCUCCACCAAAGACAGCUUCUCAACAGAUGAUGACAAUGAUGUGGAGGUGGAGGCCCUGGAGGGUGACUCAGAGCUCAACCUGGUCACUGAAGUGUGGGUAGAGCCACAGUAUGGGCGAGUGGGACCUGGCCCUGAAAGCUGGAAGCACCUGCGGGACUUGACGUACUCUGAGAUCCCUCAAGCGCUCCACCCGCGGGAUGCUGCCUGCAUACGCUCCAUGCUGAGCUUUGAGUACCUUAUUCAGCUGUGCCAGAGCAAGGAAUGGGGCCCUCUGCCCUCAGAGCCUCGGAUCUCAGGACUGGAGCAGGGAGGAGACUCCUGUGUCCAUGAGAUCCCUUUCCAUUUUGACCUGAUGGGAUUGCUGCCCCAGUGCCAGCAGCUGCAGAUGUUCUUCCUCCUGCUUUCAAGAGAGCCAGAGGGUGUCCCUCUCGCCGAGGGGCCCUGUCCCGCCAACGACAUGGUGCUGUGCCUGCUGCACAGCUGCCUGGGGCAGGAGCUGAGUGACCGGGAGAUCCCGCUGACCCCUGCUGACCAGGCUGCCUUCUUGAGGGAGGUGAUGCGGCGGCACUGUGGUGACCCAGGCGUAGAGGGGUCACCAGUGGAAAGUCACAGGACCCGGAGGGAUCAAGCAGUCAGCAGUACUCAGGCCACUGGAGACUCCGCUGUUCUUGCCCUGAGUGUAGGUCCUGAAGCUCUCAGGCCUCUCAUCUCUACCCAGUCCCCUCAGUGGCGCUGCUAUGCAAGGCUUGUGAACCCCCAGCAUGUGUUUCUCACCUUUCUCCCAGCUACCUUCCCAGAUGUCCAGCGUCUGGCUACCUGGGGGCUGGAGGGACCCUCUCAAGAUGAAACAAAACCUAAGUUUGGGGAUUGGAGUGGAACCCCCAGCAUGAAAGAUACUGGAAUAACUGGGGUCAAGACAACAAAGUCCCCACUCCCCAUCCUUAGUGUAACUCCAGCUAAUAACAGUGUCCAGGAUCCAGGAGAGCUGAGCCCGUCCUUUCACCAGGAUUUGCAGCCUUGUACUGGGCAUCAGUCUUCCCAGACAGAGAGUAUAGAUGGGCCCCGGACACGGUGUCCUGUCUACAUCUAUAGCUGUUCCCUAGAAGCACUCAGGGAACAAAUGGUUGGCAUGCAGCCCCCUCAAGCACCUCGAGACCUCAUCUUCCGAACUCCAUUUCUCGACCAUCCCUCCACGUCCUCAGCCUGGCUGGAGCCCAGGCACAAAGAGGCAGCCACCCACUGUGCCUUGCUGCAGGAGCACUCCCAACGGUGCUACGUUCGAGGGCUAUUCCGGGCCUUGCAGCAAGCACAGAGUGUAACCUGCCAGGAUUUGCUGACAGCAGUAGAUGCCUGUGAGGAGCUACUGCAAGAAGUAGACAUCACCCCUUUUUUGCUUGCACUGUGUGGCUACACUUGGGGUUUGCCGCAUGUACCCCCAAGCCCCGGUCCUCUCAGCCCCGGGCUCUUCAGCAGCAGCAUCGAGGAGGGCCUAGAGCCUCGGGAACGAGCUAUCCUGGCUUCUGAGUCCAGCAUAGAGACUGAGGACCUAAGCGAGCCUGAGUUCCAGAGUACUCGUGUCCCUGGCAAUCCAGACCCUGGCCCGGAGAUCUGUCUGACAGAUGUCUGCCAGCUCAGAGGAGAGCCACAUGAUGCCCUUCAUGGCCUCAUCCAGGAGAAAUUCCUGGAGAUUAGUCGCCUGCAUUUCCGCACCGUGCCCUCCAAUCCCCACUACUUCUUCUAUUGUCCUCCAUCUGGCAGGCGAGAGGAUGAGGGCCCUAGGGAUCCAGUAGACAGAAAAGUCAGUGACCUGGAGUUUUCUGAGGCUGAACUUAUAGGAGAAGAAGGAGACACGUCUGCCUGCUGUGUGGUCACUGAGAGUGACCCAGAGCUGGAGGUGGAGUACCGUGAGAGCCGUGAACCAGACCUCGUGCCUAUGGGGCUAGACUCUACCUCACUGUCAGAUGCAGAUACUGUGAACCCGGAUGAAGAUUCAUUUAGUAUCUUGGGGGGCGACUCCCCCAUUGGGCCUGAGAGCCUCAUGCAUGACCUGCCACCACUCUUCCUGCACCUCACAUGUUCCGUGCAGCUACGUGGGCAGCACAGUUCAGUACCUGUGUGCAGCCUGCCCACCUGCCUGGGCCAGGUGCUUUCCAGUCUAGAGGGCCCUUUGAUUGGAGGCCGAGUUCCCCUGAGGGACCUCAGUGUCACUCUAGACGUCUUUGUGCUGACCUUGCCCUUAGAAGUGGAGCUUCCCCCAUCCUCAGACCCUCAGCACUACCGGUCAACGUCUGAGAGCAGUGCUUCAUUCCCACGCUCCCCAGGGCAGCCCUCAUCUUUAAGGUCAGAUGAUGGCCUGGGGCCCCCACUGCCACCCCCAGAAGAAGAGAGGCAUCCAGGACUGUCUAAUUUGGCCAUGCCCCACAGAUUGGCUAUUGAGACAACUAUGAGUGAGAUCCGCUGGUUGCUAGAAGAUGAGAUGGUGGGAGCACUCCGAAGAGGGGGCAUUCCCCAGAGCCCUGCCCUGCACCGAGUAGCUGCCCACAUCCAUAGCUCUCCUGGGCGCUCCACCUGCCUCCGCCAAACUCUGCCUCUGAGUUUUGUGUUUGGGCCUGAGCGUUCCCUCACACAGUUCAAGGAGGAGUUCCGCCGCCUCCACCUCCCUGGUCAUGUUCUGCUUGAGGACCCUGACAGUGGCUUCUUCUUUGUGGCAGUUGGCCAACAGCCAGGUGGGUCCCGUGGGGAGCCCCCUUCAGCGGCCUGGGCUUGGCACAGCCAUGAGGAUAAGGCUGAAGGUGUUGAAGGGGAGGCCCUGAUAGCCAACCCCCAAGCCCUUGGUUCCCCAGAAGAUUCUGAGGGCACUCCUCUCAUCAGCCUGCCACAGGAAGGGAGCCAGCCUCCGAUCACCUGGGGACUAAGCCUCCUGUCCAGCCAAGGCAGUGUGGACUCAGACCACCUGGGUUAUGAUGGUGGCAGCAGCGGCUCAGACAGUGAGGGUCCCAGUGAGACCCUAGGUGAGAAGGCCUCCUUCACACUGAGGACUCCACCUGGGCCGGCGCCUCCAAAGCCUUCACUCUCAGGCCUGGCUGGACACUGCCUGCCUGACUUCUGGCUCAUUGUCCGUGUGCUGCAGGAUCGUGUGGAGGUGUAUGCACAUGCACAGAACCUGGCUCUGGAGGAUGGGGGCCCCAGCACUGAGUGUUGCCACCUGCAGCAGCUUUUGGUGAGGCGAGUUGGGGAGAUCUGCAGGGAGGUCAACCAGCGACUCCUCCUUCAGGACCUUCACGACAGUCAUGUUUGUAACUCUCUUUUGGUGGCCGAGAGUGAAGAAGAUCUGUGGCGAAGCGAGAUCCCCUUCCACUCGCGCCAGCGGGCCCCACUGCCCAGUGAUGAUUAUGCUGCUGAUGAGAGCUGUGCACCCCGAGGGUACCUGGCAGCCACAAUGCAGUUUGUUCCUGGCCAUUUCUCCUGUGAUGUCGUAUGGGGAACUGUGAUCCGAGUCCACUCACGCCUCAAGAUGGGGCCCAGCAUGGGGGUCUCUCGGGCUAUCCAGGCUCUGCGCUCUGUGCUCAAUGCCUUCUCUGUGGUGAACAGGAAGAAUAUGUUUGUUUAUCAGGAGCGAGCAACAAAGGCUGUGUACUACCUUCGGCUCCUGGAGACAUCCUGCAGUGACCGGCCAUGGGAAGGGGAGGCUCUGCCCCCCUCCCUAGCUCUGUCGCGAAGCCAAGAGCCCAUCUACUCUGAGGAGACCUCGAGUCCCCGUUCUCCGCUGGACAUGGCUUCCAGCCGUGGCUCAGAUGCAACUCGCCCCGUGGGCCAAGUGGACAGACAUAUCCAGCUGCUGGUACAUGGUGUGGGGCAGGCAGGUCCUGAGAUCACAGAUGAGCUCGUCCGGGUCCUGCGUCGGCGCUUGGAUGAGGCCACACUAGAUGUCAUAACAGUCAUGCUGGUCCGGAACUGCAAGCUGACCCCAGCAGAUGUGGAGUUCAUCCAGCCCCCUGGAAGUCUCCCCUCAGAGGUGCUGCAUCUGUCCCUACCUGCCUCCUGCAGGCCCUGGCUUCCUGCCCUGGCCUGGUACCUGCGGCAGAACCUGCUUAUCUUCCUUCACUCUCCCAAGUACACAGACAGCAACAGCCGAAACCACUUCCAGCAUCCCCUGCCACCACAAAGUGGUUUCCCUGACUUGGACAUCUACUUGUAUAACAAGCCUGGUGGACAGGGCACUGGAGGCAAAGGGGUUGCCUGCAUCACUCUAGCCUUUGUGGACGAAGGAGGGGCCCCCAUCUCACUGGCUCUGUGGCCCCCCUCUUCUCCGGGGCCCCCAGUCCUGCUACAAGAGGAGGAAUUUGAGCAGCUGACUCAGGUCAUUCGUUGCCCAGUUUUGCUGGAUCACUCUUCAGCUCAGAGUGGGGCCCCACAGCUUCGACUAGACGUGUGGGAAAAGGGAAACAUAAGCAUCGUGCAGCUGGAGGAAAAGCUCCGGGGAGCAGCCCGUCAGGCCCUGGCUGAUGCCAUCAUAGAGUUGCAGCUGCUGCCAGCUUCACUGUGUACAGAAGACACGCCCCCAGGAGGUCUCAGGAGCGUGUCCCUGGAAGCCAAGAGCCCUGCAGGCCAAGCUAGCACCUUUCCCCCUGCUCCUGUCCCUGGAGAGCCUGUGACUCCACCCAGCAAAGCUGGCCGGCGUAGCUUCUGGGAUAUGCUGAGUAAAACAGAAGGAGAUUUGGGUUCCCCCAAAACAACUGAUGACAUUGUCCUGGAUCGGCCAGAAGAUAAUCGGGGUCGGAGGCGUCACAAAACUGAGAGUGUUCGGACUCCUGGAGCAGCGCCAGGCCCAGAUUCUGGAGCCCAGAGGCAAAGACGCCGGACAACACAGCUUGAGGAAGGGGAGGUGGGGACCCUGAACCCUGUGUUUGCUCAAAUCAUUCAGCACUGGAUGGAGUUUAUGGUCCAGAUUGGUUGUGCCUCAGUGUCCAAAAACUCCACCCACAUGGUGUCCCGGUUCCUCCUUCCAUCCAUCCUGGCUGAGUUCACCACUCUGGUUAUCUCAAUGGCUGGGGACACCAGUGUUCGUGUCUUUGAGCAGCAUCUUAGAGGUUCAGAGCCAGAGACCUUCAGUCCUUGUUCCCCUGGACAGCUGGGUCCAGCUCCCCGUCCAGCAGCUGAGCGGCAUCUGCUGCUUAUAGGAAGGAACUUCAUGCAGUGGAGGAGACCAACACAGCAGGCUGCCAAAGCUUUGCAGCGCUUUGAGCCAGGAGGUGAUGGGGGCUCAGGGCGAAAUGCUCCUCGGCAGAGGCUGCUGCUGCUGGAGGUGGUGGACAAGAAGCUACAGCUGCUGACCUAUAACUGGGCUCCAGACUUGGGAGCAGCAUUGGGCAGAGCGCUGGUUCGCCUUGUGCAGUGGCAGAAUGCACGGGCCCAUCUCAUCUUCUGCCUGCUCAGCCAGAAGCUUGGGCUCUUCCAUCAUUAUGGCCAGUUGGACUUCCCUGUGCGAGAUGAAAAGGAGCCAAACCCGUUCCUGCUGCCGACCAUGGAAGUGGAGACCCUCAUCCGGAGUGCAAGCCCCCCACUGAGCCGAGAGCAGGGUCGGCUGAGUGGGUCCUCUCGGGGUGGGGGUCCUCAUCACCUAGAUACAUUCCCCUUUGAUGAGGCCCUGAGGGAUAUCACGGCUGCCCGCCCAAGCUCUACUCUCGGUCCCGUGCCCAGACCUCCUGAUCCUGUCACUUACCAUGGACAGCAGUUCCUGGAGAUUAAGAUGGUGGAACGCAGAGAGCUGGAGCGCCAGAUGAAGAUGGAGAACCUGUUUGUAACCUGGCAGCAGCGUUCUGCCCCCGCCAGCAUGCCCAUCAGUGCUGGGGAGCUGGAGACCCUGAAACAGUCGUCGCGCCUCGUGCACUACUGUGCCACAGCCCUGCUCUUCGACCCAGCUUCCUGGCUACAUGGACCCCCAGAGACCUCAGGGCCCACUGAGGGUCAGCGGCGCCAUCGUCCUGAGUCAGCGCCUGGAAGCCGAGAGACCCCUGGAAGCUGCGAGCCUUUGGAUGUACCUCCACCUGGAGCGCGUGAGGAGCCUUGGCUGAAGGAGCUAAGCGUGGCCUUCCUGCAGCAGUACAUGCAGUACCUCCAGAGCAUAGGCUUUGUUCUCGUACCACUGCGGCCUCCCUCACCUGCCCGCAGCACCAGCCGGCUGCGGGCCAUGGCUAUCCUUGGAACAGAGGGUCGAGGUUCCUUCUCCUGCCCUAAAGCCAAGACUGAGGGGAGCCCCAAGAGCACUGGCUCUCCAGUCACCACUUAUCAUCUGCAGCGGGCACUGCCUGGGGGCAUCAUCCUCAUGGAGCUGACUUUCCAGGGCUGUUACUUCUGUGUCAAACAGUUUGCCUUGGAAUGUUCUCGAAUCCCAAUGGGGCAGGCUGUCAACUCUCAGCUGUCCAUGCUGUUCACAGAGGAGUGUGACAAGGUGCGGGAUCUGAUGCAUGUGCACUCCUUCAGCUAUGACUUCCACCUGCGCCUCGUGCACCAGCACGUGCUGGGCUCCCACCUGGUCCUGCGGCAUGGCUACCACCUUACCACCUUCCUACGGCACUUCCUGGCCCACCACCCUGACGGACCGCACUUUGGCCGCAAUCACAUUUACCAAGGGACACUAGAGCUCCCCACACCACUCAUUGCUGCCCACCAGCUGUACAACUAUGUGGCUGACCAUGCCAGCUCUUACCACAUGAAGCCAUUGCGAAUGGCCCGCCCUGGGGGCCCGGAACAUAAUGAAUAUGCUCUGGUCUCAGCAUGGCACAGUUCUGGCUCCUACCUGGACUCAGAGGGUCUUCGCCAUCAGGAUGAUUUUGAUGUGUCUCUACUUGUCUGUCACUGUGCUGUACCCUUUGAGGAGCAAGGAGAAGCAGAGCGGCAUGUUCUACGGCUGCAGUUCUUCGUGGUGCUUACUAGCCAACGAGAGCUCUUUCCCAGGCUCACCGCUGAUAUGCGCAGGUUCCGAAAGCCACCCAGACUACCCCCUGAGCCUGAGGCUCCUGGGAGCUUGGUUGGUAGCCCUGGGGAGGCCUCCAGUAUCCUGCCACCCCCUGGCCCAGCUCCCCUGUUCCCACCACUAGCAGCAGAGGUGGGCAUGGCUCGGGCACGACUGGCUCAGCUGGUCCGGCUAGCUGGUGGGCACUGCCGUCGGGACACCCUCUGGAAGCGCCUCUUCUUGUUGGAGCCACCAGGGCCUGACCGACUGAGGCUAGGGGGGCGCCUGGCCCUGGCAGAGCUAGAGGAGCUCCUUGAGGCAGUCCACGCUAAGUCCAUUGGGGACAUAGACCCCCAGCUGGACUGCUUCCUGUCUAUGACCGUUUCCUGGUACCAGAGCCUGAUCAAGGUUCUCCUAAGCCGCUUUCCCCAGAGCUGCCGCCAUUUCCAAAGCCCAGACUUGGGAACUCAGUAUUUGGUGGUACUGAAUCAGAAGUUCACAGAUUGUUUUGUGCUAGUGUUUCUGGACUCCCAUUUGGGAAAAACAUCUUUGACAGUGGUUUUCCGAGAGCCCUUUCCUGUGCAGCCUCAGGAUAGCGAGAGCCCCCCUGCACAGCUGGUCUCUACCUACCACCAUUUAGAGUCCGUCAUCAACACAGCUUGUUUCACCCUCUGGACACGCCUCCUCUGAGGAAGCAAACCAGUGACUCUGCGUUAACUCAUGGAUCUGUAAGUCGUCCACUUGGGGCAUGACUGACCUGGGCCUCAUAUGCUUCUGCAUGGUGACACCAAAGGCUCUGUGACUGUCUGGGGUCAUGCUACCACAGCCUGACAGCAAGAACUGCCCUCCCAGACACUGAGCAGCCCAGGACUCCAGAGGUUUGAGUCAGCUCCGAGGAGCCCAUUCCUGCUUAGGCUCCUCAGCCCUUGCAGGGGGUGACUCCUUCCUGUCCCCUGGUGACAUCCUGGGGGUUCUUCACAUCAGGUGGCAGGCACUUGCCCCUCAGAUGCUGAGUCCUGCCUUCCAGUCUUUGGUCCCUGUCAGCCAUGUGCCCCCUUAACCCUCUAGUCUUCAUUCCCACUGGGAGAUCGCCGCUGGACAUUCCCAUUCAGAUAAGAACCUUGGUUCAAUCCCAGCUCUGCCCAGGAAGCUUGUGUGACCAGUAUGAAGCCUUUACUCAUGGACUCUUGGCUCCUCAUCUGUAGGUGAGGAAGGCUCAAAAGGUCUCUGUCUCCACAGCAAGUCUGGCACCAGCCAGAAGACUGGAGCGUGAGCAUGUGUCCCUUCUCAAUGGCAGGAAAGCAACUCAGACACUGAAGCAUUAGACACUGUGUCCCCUACCCCUACAAAAUACACCUAUGAAAGUGUUCA